Molecule: messenger RNA, 2677 nt
Organism: Anguilla anguilla (European eel)
Lineage: Eukaryota; Metazoa; Chordata; Actinopteri; Anguilliformes; Anguillidae
Gene: khdc4
Product: KH domain containing 4, pre-mRNA splicing factor
Exons: 14
Coding region: 89-1825 (578 amino acids)
Cellular component (GO): nucleus
Molecular function (GO): RNA binding
Source: RefSeq, a predicted model, not a curated record
UGUGUGUUCUUGAUUGACCCCUAGCUAGCUCAGUAUAUUAUUAUUUAUUUAGCUGCUAAAGCUAGCUAACGAGGUGGGCGCACAUAACAUGGCGGAUUGUUUUUGGCCACAUCGUUCAAGCCGCCGCAGUAAAUGGGACCAGCCCGGUCCGAAUACCAUGGCGGAGAGCGAGGCUGCGCCUUCCGGUGCCCUGGACGCGGCGGCAGCCGUGGCAGCCAAAAUCAACGCCAUGCUGGUGGCCAAGGGAAAACUGAAGCCAUCGCAGAUUGGUGUCCCUGGAGCUCCGGACAAAGCCUCAGGGGCUGGUAAGACCUUGCCAGCCAUGAAGACGAAGGAUGAUCUUGUCGUGGCGGAGGUGGAGAUAAACGACGUUCCCCUCACCUGCAGGAACCUUCUGACCCGUGGACAGACGCAGGACGAGAUCAGCAGAGUCAGCGGAGCCGCUGUUUCCACCAGAGGGCGCUACAUGACAGCAGAGGAGAAGGGCAAGGCUCUGCCUGGUGAUCGUCCCCUCUACCUGCACGUCCAAGGGCAGACGAGAGAUCUUGUUGACCGAGCAGUGAACAGGAUUAAGGAAAUCAUUACCAACGGGGUUGUGAAGGCAGCCACCAGCUCCGGCUCCUCGUACAAUGGCGCCACAGUCACAGUCUACCAUCAGCACGCCCCCCCGCCCCCGUCACUGCCUCCCAUGGGCCACAAGCCGCACUUUCAGUCAGGGAUGCACUACGUACAGGACAAGCUGUUUGUGGGCCUGGAGCAUGCUGUCCAUGGGUUCUCAGUGAAGGAGCGGGUGGAGGGUCCGGGCUGCUCGUACCUGCAGCACAUCCAGGCAGAGACCGGCGCCAAGGUCUUCCUCAGGGGCAAGGGCUCCGGCUGCCUGGAACCCGCGUCCGGCCGCGAGGCCUUUGAGCCCAUGUACAUCUACAUCAGUCACCCCAAACCCGAGGGCCUGGCUGCAGCUAAGACACUGUGUGACAACCUGCUGCAGACUGUGCACGCGGAGUACUCCCGUUUCCUCAGUCAGAUGAGCGCUAUGAUGCCCACGCCAGGGUUUAUCCAGCCCCCAGCUCUGAACGGGAUGCCCCCACAGCCCCCGUACUACCCUCCUGCGGGCUACCAGCCUGGCUACCCUCCUCCUGUCCCGCCCCCGCAGCCCGUCCCGCCCCCCUACACGGUACCCCCUCCGGUGCUCCCGGGGGCGACGGCCGCGAUGCCUCCUCCCAGCUCACAGUAUCCCAUCGCCCCUGCGCCCGCCUCGCUCGCUCAGGCCCCCCUACCGGCACCUUUCCCCCCCUCCGCAAUGGUCCAGCCCAAAGCUCCGCCUCCCGGAGGCCCCACUAACCCUCCCCAAAAGCGACGCUUCACUGAAGAGGUGCCGGAUGAGCGGGACAGCGGGCUGCUGGGAUACCAGCAUGGACCCAUUCAUAUGACUAAUUUAGGUGCAGGCUUCUCUGUGGGCAGCUCAGAGGCUUCAGGACCCCCGCCAGCCAGUUCCCCUGUGGCUCCAACCGAGAGGGACAGUCGGCAGCUAAUGCCACCGCCGCCCCUGCCAAUGAACGGUGUUCGACCCAGGACAGAUGACAGGAGGGCGCUGACUGGCCCUCUGGAGCCAGCUCUGAAGCGCAUGAAGACUGGACUGGUGGCCUACGCGGGAGACUCGUCGGACGAAGAGGACGACCACGUGGCCGCCAAGGCCGCCGGGGCAGGUAACGGGGGAGGGGGCUCCUCCGGCGGCUGGACGUUGGGGUACCGCUGCCCCCCUCCUCCGCCACCCCGCCCCAAAACACAGACCCAGCAGCCCAUGCCGUUUUGGAUGGCACCGUGAAAGACAGAGCCUCUCAACUUCACUACCCCCCACUUCUGCUGCCCCAACACUUCUUUUUUCAUUUUUAAAGAGGGAAGGCUUGGAGCUGCUUUCCAAAAGACUCAUUUUUGAUGAAAUUUGUUUUUGCCUUUAUGCUCAGUACUGAAGAGGUAGUAUGGGAUGUACUUCGGUGAUUUAUAGUAACUCGAUAGGAGUCCAGAAAUCCAGAUUGGCCCGUUCAUGCCAGUCAGAUCGAAAAGACACUGGGACUCUCGCGCAAGCCAAGUUCUGCUCCAUUGUGACACGUGGAGUGGACUGGACGGGCAUGUAGUGUCUUUACUUGGAAGACAACAUUUUUUAUUUAAAAAUGUUAUUUUGUACAUUUCUGUUUAGGAGAGUGUUGCUUGUAAAAGUGGUAAGUUGAACGAAACGAUGAACUAGAUAUUCUUAUUCGUAGUGGAAUUAAGUUUGAAAAAGAAUAUCCCCGUAAUAGCUGGGAGGCUGUGCCCUUCCAGCUUCCUCCCUGCCCCCCCCGCCCCUUUCUGUGCCCCCCUCUGUGUCCAAAUCUGGAGAGAUACCCCAAACCCUGUGCACUUGCAUGGGAAUCUGGUCAAACGGAAGCCCCACAACUUUCACUGCGACUCAAACUCUCAUCUCUCUUGCUUUUGUCGAAUAAAUGAACAAUGUUAUUUAUUUGUAUAAUUUCCUGUUUUCAAGCGUGGCAGUGAUGAUUUUUUUUCGAUUUUCCAAAUGUUUGCUUGCAAAUGUAUUUCACUAAUUCUCUUCCAGUGCCUGCGGAUGCUACACAGGUUGUCUAAUAAAAGUUUACUUGAUCAUGUUUUUAAAAAUAAAGACCCUCAUGGCUUAAGUAAA